Myripristis murdjan (pinecone soldierfish) is the source of this 3887-nucleotide messenger RNA. It is a transcript of the gene armc9, whose product is annotated as armadillo repeat containing 9. Gene Ontology annotation, biological process: cilium assembly. The record is from RefSeq and is a predicted model, not a curated record. The transcript has 26 exons. Lineage: Eukaryota; Metazoa; Chordata; Actinopteri; Holocentriformes; Holocentridae. Gene Ontology annotation, cellular component: ciliary tip; ciliary basal body; centriole. The coding region runs from base 313 to 2841 and encodes 842 amino acids.
CUAGCCUGGGUUUCCUCUCAAACCUUGUUGCUAGGUGUUUCGGCGUCUUUUGUAUGCACGGUUGCUAGCUAACGCACUACCUGACUUGCUGUUUUUAGCCACACAGCAGCUCAAGUAAAGCCAUGCACAGUAUGGACUAUAGAGCUACCAACUGUGGAUAUUUAACUAACGCUUUGUAAUGUAAGCUAAUAUUCAGAAGAUGAUUGACACGCGAAAAGGUUCUUCACAGUUUGAGUGAUGCUCCAGCAGCUGUUUAAUCGGAGAGCAGAUCUUUGCUGUCACUAGGCUUUAUAAAAGGUCUUGGGUGCUCACAUGAGUUCCAAGGAGACUGCCAAGAUGGGAGACAUCUUGGCCAAUGAAGCUGAUCUUCUAGGGAUGAUCAGGGAGUACCUUAAAUUGGAAGAAUUCAAUGACACGGUUUGCAGUUUCGACGAGGAGUGCAAAAACAAAGGCAAACUCGUCUCGAAGCCUCAAGGAAAUACUUUACGGGACUCAAAGACUCUCAUCACUCAGAAAGACCUGCUCAGCGCCUUCGAUGAUGGAGACUAUAAGGUGUUCUUUGAGCUGUGGACGGAGAACAUUCCCUCUGAGGUCAAAGACACAGACAGCCAGGCCCAGAGGCUGGAGUUCUACCUGCACAUCCACUUCACCAUCCACCCACUGAGGAACCACCCGGGCUCACACGACCGGGCUGAGUUUGACAAGAGGAUCUCCCACUUCAGGCAGUACCUGGAGACUCGGGGGGCAGCGCUGAGCCAGACCACCGAGUUCCUGCCUUACUACGCCCUGCCCUUCGUCCCCAACCCCACAACCCACCCCUCCUUCAGAGAUCUUUUUCAGGAUUCGUGGAUGCCGCAGCUGAAGGGGAAGCUGGAGCAGUUCCUGUCAGUGACGCUGAAGGCCCGCAGCACUCCCAGACUGCUCAUGUUAUAUAAGGACGGUGGGAGGAGUACCAAAGAGGCCAUGCAGCAGUUACAGCUCCAGCUGGUUGAGUCGGAGCGGCGGACGGCCAGUUACAUGCGCAGGUUCAACAAGAUGCAAGCCAGCUACCACAACCUGAUUGGAAUCACCGCCGAGCUGGUGGAGUCGCUGGAGGCCACAGUCAGCGGAAAAACGAUCACUCAGGAGUACCUGCAGAAUGUGUGUGUUCGCCUCUUCAGCAGCAGGAUGAGGCUGUCUGCAGCACAGAGCGCUGACUUCACCAGGCCUGGCACUGGCUAUUACUCUAUGAGUCCCUAUGAUGACGGCUAUGCCUCCUCAAUGCUACGAGCAUCCAUUGCACUGCAGAGACCGAAGGAGGUGCCAAUGCUGCCUUCUCUGGACUAUGAGAAGCUGAAGAAAGACCUGGUGGAAGGCUCAGACAGGCUGCAGUCCCUGCUGCUUCAGGCUCUGCGCUGGAGGCUGACUCGCUCGCUCCAUGGUGAACAGAGAGAUGCAGUGCUGCAGGCCUACAUCAGCAACGACCUGCUGCACUGCUACAGCACCAAACAGCAAACUGUGCUCCACUUGCUGAGGUCCAAGAACGAGACCGUCCGACAAUACAUGGCCCGUCUCAUCAAUGCAUUUGCUUCCCUUGCAGAAGGUCGGGUCUACCUCUCCCAAAUCCACUGUCUGGUAAAACUCCUGACAGAAACACUCAGGAAGGAGGACGAAGACCCUCUCACCAGGAAGAAUGUUCUGGUAGCCUUGCAGAAACUCAGCCUCAGGCGGAGCCAGCAGACUGCCAUGAUAGCAGAUGAGCUGAUUGGCUGGCUGGUGGACGAGCUGCAGGACUCGGACUGUCUGAGUGACUACACCCUGGAAUACUCGGUGUCUCUGCUCAUGAACCUAUGUCUGCGCACAAAAGGAAAAAGGAAGUGUGCAGAGAGCGCCAAGCAUGUGCUGAAGGUUCUGACCGACCUGCUAGGACAUGAGAACCAUCAGAUUCGUCCGUAUGUGAAUGGAGCCCUGUACAGUAUCCUGAGUAUUCCCUCUGUGCGACAGGAAGCCAGAGAGAUGAGUGUGGAGGAGAUCCUGUGCUGCUACAGCAAAGAGGAGAACCCCGAGCUCAACAGACAGAUCGAAUUCAUCAUCAAACAGCUCAACUCAGCUGAGGAAGAGGGGCCCGAAUCAGAUGAUGAAGAUGAAGAGGAUGAUGAUGAUGAAGAUCUGAUGGAGACAGACCUAGAUAAAGAGGAAGUUCUCCAGCCACAGCCCAGGGAGCUGUCUGGCGAGAGCCUUCUCACCACCGAGUACCUAGGAAUCAUGACCAACAUGGCAAAAGCGAAAAGGAAAUCUGCCUCUCUAACUCAGCCAAGCGUUGAUGAACCCCUACAGCGGCCAGUCACUCCCAGUUCUCAUCGGAAUGGGAACACAAUGGGCUUCCGAGCUGGCAGUCAUGGACAUGAAGGAAGCAGGGACAGGGAGUAUCCUCUGAGCAGACGGAGGAGUGAGGGGGGCAGCCUGCCUCCUUCCAGAUACAGCUCCCGACCUCCUACACACGCCAGCAGCCGGCCCAGUACCGCCGACUCCCUACAUCCCAGCAUCGACUCGGAGUGUGGCCGAUUGUCCCAGGAGUCAGGGCUGGAUGGGCCGUAUGAGGGCCAAGCCAGAGAACGAUGUUCCCAGGGGGAACACAACACACACUGUGCCAGCAGUGAAAAUGUCUCUGCAUUUGUGAGCCAGCCCAGGAUUCCCCGAACGCCCGAUGCUGCAGCCCAGCAGAACAGCACUCGGAGAGGUCACGGCUUGACGCCGGCCCCCCGGUUUUCCCAGUCAGAGCCCCAACUGAGCAGCCGCCCGGCCUCAGCUGCAUCCAGUGGAGGAGGGGGACAACAAACCAGCCAGUCACAGAGGAGGUGAGGAGGGAGCUGUCAGCGUGGAGCAGCUCUAUCUCCCUGAGAGCAUCCAGCUUCCUGUAACAUCAUCCCCCUGGUUCUGAUCAGGGUCAGAGCAGCAAAGACGGUCAGGGAAUGGCUGGAGGGGGGGGGCAACAAGAGGAGGAAGUGGAACAAUGUACACGAUUGUGGCUCCAUCCCCCAUGCCAUCCUUUUUUUUGCCAGCCUCUGUACAAACUCUUUCUGUAAUGUAGCAUGAGGUCAGCUAAUAAGCACAACAAGCCCGCCCCCCGCCCCCCUGAGUCCCGCCGGCCAGCCCUGUGCUCCCGUACCCUCUGAUCUUGAGUGGGCAUGUGCACACGCGACUGAACACUGCAGCUGACUGGCUGUGCCGCUUAGUUCCUCCAACACCACGGCGUCCUGUUCAGCUUCCGCAUUAAUCAAUACUCUCUUGAUGUUUCCUCUCUGUGGGCUUGAAAUGAUGUGACGUGUCCACUGGGCUCUGAUCAGAGCACCUCUUGGGGUUGGGUUGCACCGUCCCUGCUGCAUCUCAGCAUGCCGCAGAGGAUCACAUGUUCCUACAGAACAGAAAAACUGUGAACAAACCUUACCCCACCCCGGCUGUUAGCUUGGACAGUCGUGGCUCUAUCUUCCUCUCAUCGUUACUGAGUGCUGGAUACUGGCUGGAUGCUCCAAAUGCUAACUGUUAGCCUCCUGCUAACAUUCGGAAAGAGAACUGCCUUAACAACUACGACAACAUGGGCACACGGACAGUACAGUGAGGUGACAAUGUAUAAAAGUGGCUGUAAUUCCUAAACAGUUAAUGCCAUAUUCUUGUUCAACCCCUUGAAUUAAAGCUGAAAGUCUGCACUUCAGUCACAUCUUUAUUCCAUUUCCAAUCCACAGUGGUGGUGUACAAGGGCAGAAUACUUUGUCAUUGUCCAAAUACUUACGGACUUACUUGUAUUUUUGCUCAAAUUAGUGCUGAUAACUUGAUUUUCCCAUUUCAUCAUCUGAGAGAGCUGGUAAUUUUUCCACUCCCUGUAUUAUAGUACUAUCAACAUUAGGCUC